GCAAAUGCCAGCAAUUUAAAGAAUUUCCUUUCAGCAGUGAAACUGGCUCACCAAGGGACCGACAUCGGAGCUCUCCCGCUCUCCGCUUUGGUACCAGCAAAGACCUCGGAAGUUGAAAAACCGAAGACAAAAAUGAUCAUAACUUCAAGGAGGGACUAUCCUCUCACCAAGAACUUCCCUUACUCCCUCGAACAUCUCCAAGCCUCGUACUGUAAACUUGCUCGGAUCGACACGCGCGUGCUUUGUCUGAAGAAACUCCGAAAACUAGACCUUAGUCACAAUCACAUUAAGCAGCUGCCAGCUACUAUUGGUGACCUGAGCUGCCUUCAGGAGCUUAGUCUGCAUGACAAUCACCUGGAGUCCUUCAGUGGGGCUCUAUGCAACUCCACCCUUCAGAAAUCUCUUCAGUUCUUGGACCUUAGCCAAAACAAAAUCAAAGCGCUUCCAAUUCAGUUUUGCCAGCUGCGAGAACUCGUUCAUUUAAAGCUCGAUGACAAUGAGUUGAUUAGGUUGCCAUUCAAGAUUGGCCAGUUAGAUCAUCUACGCUUCCUGUCAGCCACUCGAAACCAACUUCCCUUCUUGCCCAGUGAUUUUAGGAAACUCUGCCUUGAGAAGUUGGAUCUCUUUGGAAAUCCUUUUGAACAGCCUAAUCCACUUGUUGCCAACAUACAGCUAAAAAUACCGUUGACUUUAUUAGAGUGUGCUGCAAGAGCAACCCUAAAUUACAGAAUCCCUUAUGGUUGUCAUCUCCUUCCUUCUCACCUUUGCGAAGAUCUGGAAGUGGCUAAAACAUGCCAGUGCGGAAGUGCCUGCCUGAGCAGCUUCAUUCAGAUCACGGUGACCAUGAAUCUCCACCACGUAGCUCAUACCGUGGUCCUUGUGGAUAACAUGGGAGGUACGGAAGCGCCCAUCAUCUGCUACUUCUGUUCCCUGGACUGCUAUUCCCAGUUCCUGGAUAGGUACCUGCAGAGUAACGAGUAA
This is a messenger RNA of Eurypyga helias (sunbittern), 981 nucleotides long. RefSeq names its product leucine rich repeat protein 1 (gene LRR1). The annotation marks the transcript as partial. The transcript has 2 exons. The record is from RefSeq and is a predicted model, not a curated record. Gene Ontology annotation, molecular function: protein binding. Lineage: Eukaryota; Metazoa; Chordata; Aves; Eurypygiformes; Eurypygidae.